UUGUAGCGCCUCGGUUGACAUUGUUGUUGUUGUGGGAGUAAGAAUGUACUUAGUCGUCAAGUCUUUUCAAGACAAGAAGCAGGGCGUAUUUUUGACGUUCACACAAACCUGAAUAGCACAUUACCCCCGGAGGAAGUGAAUUUCUGCGAACGAAAGACAGAGUGGAUGGAAAUGAGAGAGAAAUUCCGUGAGGCCGCUCGAGAUUAAUGAACACUUUUGAAGCUACCAUCUGGCUGCCUAUGGUUGUGGACACUCCUUUCAGCCCACUGACCCGUCGUACUUCACAGGUGUGGCCAAAACAGUUCUUCUGCUGUGAAGGAGAAUUGCUCUCCUGUCUUUUCUCUCUCCUGAUGCCCCCUUCUGCAUUGUAAAUUCAUGAUCACAUGACUUUGGAUAUGGACGCAGUCCUGUCCGACUUUGUCCGUUCUACUGGAGCUGAACCCGGACUGGCCAGGGACCUGCUGGAGGGAAAGAACUGGAACCUCUCGGCUGCGCUGAGUGACUUUGAACAGCUGAGACAAGUGCACGCUGGGAACCUCUCAUGCACCUUUGCUGAAGAGAGAGAGUAUCCUUCCUUUGAAAAAGAGAUGGCCCGGAUGGGGCGGCCUCUCUUGCAUCGCCAAGAUGAGGUUGUUCAAGCAGCCACAGAGAAGCGACUGUCGAGGGGAAUCUCUCACGCCAGCUCCACCAUCGUCUCUCUGGCUCGCUCACACGUGUCCAGUACAGGCGGCAGCAACGAGCCACUUCUGGACACUCCGCUCUGCACCUUCCAGUUGCCUGACCUCACCGUCUACAGGGACGACUUCCGCGGCUUCAUCGAGAGAGACCUCAUUGAGCAGUCCAUGAUGGUGGCCUUGGAGCAAGCUGGACGGUUGAACUGGUGGACUCAUUUGGGGACCGGCUGUCAAAGUUUAUUACCUCUGGCUACUAGUGGUGAUGGGAACUGUCUGUUACACGCUGCGUCACUGGGUAUGUGGGGCUUUCAUGAUCGAGACCUAAUGCUGCGGAAGUCUCUCUAUGCACUGAUUGAUCAUGGGCAGGAAAGGGAGGCUUUAAAGCGAAGGUGGAGAUGGCAACAAACCAUGCAGAACAAAGAGUCGGGACUGGUUUACACAGAGGAAGAGUGGCAGAAAGAGUGGAAUGAGUUAUUGAAACUGGCAUCCAGUGAACCCAGGAUACACUACAGCACUAAUGGCAGCAACGGUGCCGAGUCACAGGAGGAGCCGGUGUACGAGAGCCUGGAGGAGUUUCAUGUGUUCGUUCUUGCUCACGUGCUCCGCAGGCCGAUAGUGGUUGUGGCUGACACCAUGCUGCGGGACUCUGGGGGAGAAGCUUUUGCACCUAUCCCAUUUGGAGGGAUUUACCUGCCCCUAGAAGUACCAGCCAAUAAGUGCCACCGCUCCCCUCUCGUCCUGGCAUAUGACCAGGCCCAUUUCUCUGCUCUGGUCUCAAUGGAGCAGAAAGACAGUUCCAAAGAACAAGUGGUGAUCCCUCUGACAGACUCAGAUCAUAAGAUGCUGCCUUUGCACUUUGCUGUGGAUCCUGGAGAAGACUGGGAAUGGGGCAAAGAUGACAACGAUAAUGUGAUGCUGGCAAGUGUAACCUUAUCUCUAGAGGCCAAGCUCCAUCUGCUGCAUAGCUACAUGACUGUCACCUGGCUUCCUCUACCCUGUGAGGUACAGCAGGCCCCAUUGGCUCAGCCAGAGUCACCUACAGCAUUUGCAGGAGAGGAUGCUCGCACCCCGCCAGACUCUGGAGAGUCUGAUAAGGAAUCUGUCAGCAGCAGUUCUAAUGGCAAUGGAGACAGCAGUACAACUGGAACCAGUGGCACAACAGGCAAAACAAAUGGUGGAUCUUCCAGCUCUUCUAGCUCAUCUAGUAACAGUUCAGCAGGGACAACUGGCACAAUUGGAAAGGAGAAGGGAAAGAAAGACAAAGAAAAGGAUAAGGACAAGAAACGUGCAGACUCUGUUGCCAACAAACUGGGUAGCUUUGGCAAGAGCUUGGGAAGUAAGCUGAAAAAGAAUGUGGGAGGCCUGAUGACAGGAAAGAAUGCAAGUGGAAGUGGAUCCAAACAGGAGGGUCAAGAGAAGAAGAAAGGCUCUCUGAGAGGUCGUAAGGGCAGCAAGGACAGCUCUCCCUCCAUUCAAACUGGCUCUGAGGACUCUGGGAAAGGUUCACCCUCCUCAACCAGCGAGCGACAAAAUGGAAGCUACUCUUCUGAAGGUGACCCUUUUAAGUACAGCUCGGAUGUGAAAGUGAGUCUCAGCGUCCUCCGAUCCGCUAUGCAAGGUGAAAGGAAGUACAUCUUCGCUGCGCUACUCACUACAAGCAACCGGCAGCCGUUUCAGGAGGAAAUGAUACAACGCUACCUGCUUGAUGCCGAGGAACGCUUCCAUGCCGAACAGGAACAGAGAAGGGAAGCCGAGCGGAAAACGGCUGGAGGUCUCGCAACAACUGCUGGGUCCCAACUAAAAAAGGACGGGCCUGAGCUGAGUUACAGAAGUUUUGAAAGCAAAGAGGAAGUCACUGAUAACUCGCCUCCUACUUUUAAUGCAUUGAAGUCGUCGUCUUUCAGUCCGGUGAUGUACUCCGGCGUGGUCCCAAUUCCUAGGGCCACCUUUAUUGACCACUCUCCUUCCCCACUCACACAGCAUCUCCAUAUGCAUGGUUAUUUGGAUACAAGACGGCAGCUGGCAGGAGGUUCGCCGUCUUCUUACCCAGGCCUACCUUCCUAUGCUACCUUGCCCCGACACUGCCCCCUAGCACAGGGCCCGCCCCAUACCCAGUACCACCCUCCCUCCACCAGCUUGGGGAGUCCAUCCCGUAUCAUCAGCCCCUGCCUGAUGUCUUUUCCCCAAGAUCAUGACCCAAUUGAUUACCCAACCGAACCUGCUGGAGGUUACACGAAUGGCUUGCGGGACUCACAUUUGACUUUGGACAGCCGCAAUGGGCCGAUGCCUAUGAGGCAUUACUCUUUAGGCAGUGCGGGUGGUCUCGCCAACCUGCAGUCCAGCAAAUGCCGAACGCCUACGUGUAAUUACUUCGGCCACCCCGAGACGGGCAAUUACUGCUCGUACUGCUACAGAGAGGAGCUGAAGAGACGGGAAACAGAGACAGCUAUCCAUAGGUUUUGAUUGGACAAUCUCUGUCAGGUUUCUCUCCUAUAGGAUUCAUUAGAACCCACCGUGUGAGCCACAACAUAUCCUGUUUGUGUGGAACUUGCUUUAAGACACAAGUUCGGCCUUUCUGAACCAGGUUACUGAGACUCUGCGCCCACAAUGAAUGGCCAUUGUGAGAAUAGGACUGCUGUUGUUACAUUUGCUGUGGCUCAUAGGCAGAAGCUUUAAGCUCCGCCCACAUUUGCUUGACGUGGUCAUCCUCUUUCCUUUCUCCUUGUCUCCUCCUAGUGUCGAGAAUGUAGAGCACAGGCAAUUGACAUUGGAGCACAAUGUGCUAAAUUGCAUCAUAUGAACACGCUGUGUACCCCAAAAUACACGUUAAGCACAACCAGAAAAUACGUAUUUAUAUCAGCUGAGUUUGUAUACAUAAUAAUAGACAUGUAGGAUUUCAUCUGCAGUCAAAGUAAGACUUGCCAUAUUGCGAUUGCAAGGCAAAAAACACACUGUUAACUUCAAAUGAGUGUUAUCUGCAUUGGCCCAACACUACAAUAAUUUAACUUGCACCUCUUUGGAAGCCAUACCGACUGGCUUGAAUUAGCUAAAAAUGUGCUUUCUCGUGUCUAAGAUGUUGAACUUAUGGAACUAAACCUUGAUAGGCAAAGGUUUCGCUUUGGGUAUUCACAUGUCCACAUAAAAAAAUCAGUCGUUUAUGUUCUACUAAGUGUUUCUACAACAUUUAAAAGUGCAAGACGUUUAAAAUUAGUGCAAAAAAGAAAGGAAAUGGGAUGUCAUUUUUUAGAAAUGGUACAUCAUGCAGAAGAGUUAUGUUAAUGAGUUCUAGGUACUCGCGGGUCAAAGGGGGCUGAUGUUGAAACCAUUUCUGACCCCUUCAGAUGUUACCGGCUUAAAUGUUAUUGAUCAAUCGCCCCCAGAGUAGUCACUGCACCAAAUCAAGCACUUUUCUAAUGUCCAGAGGUUGUCCGCGUGGGUUUCAGACGUGACAAUGAAUAGACUGUUAUGAUGCUGGGCUUCUAGUCUGGAAUUUCGCUUCAUUCUGGAGGGAGAACUUGCAGUUCCACUUGCGUUGACUGCGGAUGUCAGGGUUCGGCUGUAGGUGCCACUGUUGUGUGCAAGCUCACUUGUUUCCUAGUUGCCUUUUCAGUCUUAGUUCAGGGGGAUCGUUGAACUGAAUCUACUUCUGAUUGGUUUUGAAUUCGCAGUGCUGAUUGUUGACGAUAUUUAUGGACUCAGAGGGAUGCUAGCAGAUCUCUCUGUAUCUCAGCUACACUAUGAAUGGUGCAUCGAGAUCAAAUCCUAUUACACGUUUAACAGACAUAAAAGCCUCCGAUAAAGCCUGCCAGUUGUACAAUUCAGACAAAACAUAAAAUACUGUUACUAAUUCAGUCUUACAUGCCGUUCCAAACCUGUACGAUUGGCAAAUACAAAAGUAGAUUGUUCUUUUCCGUACAUUGGAAGUAAAUGUGGACCAAUCACUUAAUGUGAGUAAUGGAGCAGAAGUCAUUACUCACAGAAAGUCUUCCGCUCCAUCUCGCCUACUGACAAAUCUGACGCCAGUGAUGACAAACGCCAUUUGGUUUUUUGUGUCUUAACGGAGCACAACAAGCCAAUGUGGAUGUGCAAAUUAAUUUUGCUAGCUACGUUGGAGGGCAAAACUGCUAAUAUAGCACACAUGCACUCUGAAUCUGAGUCAAACCAGCCUGUUACAUGUUAUUUACUUGCUAUUAAUUUUGCUCUGUUAAAAUAUUUAGUUACUGCAUUUUGACUUGGAGCACAUGUCCCCAUUCAUUUUCAUUAUACAGAGAAGAGCAAUCUGGACGCUCUGCUGGACACAGCAGAAAGUAAGUCAUACAGGUUCAGAACGACAUGAGGGUUAAUGAAAUGAUGAUGACAGGUACUUCAUUUUGGGCUGGAUAACCCUUUACCUUGUCUUUGCUCAUGUGAAAUGGGCUCUAUAGUACUGUAAGAGGAUGUUGCUGCUGUGAUCAUGUUUGUUUGAUGUGGGUAAGUGUUAGUGUGCUGCACUGAUGGUAGAUGUAGAGUUGGUGUUGUAGUUGCAGCAAACUCCCUUCCGCUUUUCAAACACUCAAUGCAGAUGUAAUCAGUCGUGUGCAAAUAAUUGUAUAACUGUGUCCGCUCAAUGCCACAAUGUUCCCACAUUUGCAUUACUGAUUUGCACAAUUAAAUAUAUGCUAUGUUAGUAUCCUAACAAAAUUUUAACAUACUUCUCUUCAUCUGGUAUCUCCCAUGCAUUUGAAGCUUUAAAUUCUCAAUAUAGAUUAACUUAAAUUCCAAAACACUAAAUUGUCUAUUAUCUCAGACAGAGUGAAGAUUUACAGCAUACAGUAUAAAAGCCUGAAGGUUUGUUAGUUUAGUUUUUCACCCAAAGACAGCAUGAUAUAUUUGACAUGUUAGUCCCUCUUAUGACCAAUAGAUGGCACACUUGUUCAGGUUACAUUUUGGCUAUCACCUUUGUCUAAAUCAGUGCAUCCCUAGUGACUCUGUGACUGAUGGCUCACGUUUUCAUAGUGUAAAUACGGGACAAGGAGUAUGCUGCUGCUGCUACUGCUUUUGGAUUUAAAUUGCAAUUGAUAAAAAAAAAAAAUCAGUCUUAUGUAAGGCAUACACCAUUUACCCAGAUUUCCACACUGCAAAAAGAAAUUCAGCGUGUGAGUUUGUGUGUGCGCGUUUGGUGAAUUGUGCUUUGGCAAACCUAUUGCAGCCUCAAGGCACAAACAAGAGGAAAUUGUCAGUAAAAUGAUAACUACUCUCCAUAGGAAUUUGUUCUCCUUCCAGUGUACUUAUUGCUUGCGUUUAACGGAUCCAGUUAUUUAACGAUUGGAUAGCUCCUUCAGCCACCCCGAGCGUUGGACUUCAAUAAGAGUGCAAACAUUUUUGUAUUAUGAAAUAAAACUGUUGUAUAAAUACGUUGAAGUUAUUUUUGUAAAUCAAACGCAGUUUUACAGUGUUUUUUAAAGAUACGAAUGUAUGCUGUUGGACCGUACCCUGAUUGAUGGUGGAGUCAGUAUUCUGGAGCGUACGGCAAUGACUGACAAGAGAAGCCUCUUAAAUCAGAGCGUUUCUUGUGAACAAACUCAUUUCUCCAUCAGUGAUCUGACAAAGUAUGAUUUGAAAAUAUAUAUUUGUAGUAAGAUUUUUCAAAUAGUUUGGGAUGUUUAGUUCUGAAACUAAGAUGUUCUUUCUUACGUGGCUAGUUGUCAAACAGACGGGCCUCCUGAAGAUUCCUAAUUUUGAUUUGUAUUUUAAAACGAAUUAUGAUACUUAAUCGAAUUUUGAGUACAUUUUUUAACGAUGGUGGUGGCGUCCACCACCAUCAGUUUUCACACACUAAAUUCUCUUAUUUAAUACAGUGGGCUUUGUUUUAUGAUGUAGUUUACUAUUUUUAUAUGGUAUGUUUUCAUGGAUGUGACAGAGCUACAGUCAUCAGCAUUCUCCAAUUUGCAUGAGACUGAAACUGUUGCAUGUACAGAACUGACAGAUGCAAUUUAUCUAAUCAUAUUUGUGCAUUACUUCUGGCUAAUUGGGCAAUUUGUGUUUGUUUUCAGCCGUUUUACCUUUCUCUCUGUUAGAGAGGUAACCCCAGGCUGUGUGACAGUGCAAUCUAGGUGGAAAGAACAUCUGAUUUUUAUGUUAGUUUUAUUUUAUUUACUUUUUUUUUUUCUUUUCUUUUUGCACCGUUUUAAUAAAAUUCUCAUUGUAUUUAAA
Molecule: messenger RNA, 6866 nt
Organism: Carassius gibelio (silver crucian carp)
Lineage: Eukaryota; Metazoa; Chordata; Actinopteri; Cypriniformes; Cyprinidae
Gene: otud7b
Product: OTU deubiquitinase 7B
Exons: 13
Coding region: 384-3137 (917 amino acids)
Biological process (GO): protein deubiquitination involved in ubiquitin-dependent protein catabolic process; protein K48-linked deubiquitination; protein K63-linked deubiquitination
Cellular component (GO): cytoplasm; nucleus
Molecular function (GO): DNA binding; cysteine-type deubiquitinase activity; zinc ion binding
Source: RefSeq, a predicted model, not a curated record